This is a messenger RNA of Styela clava, 8550 nucleotides long. RefSeq names its product syntaxin-binding protein 5-like. Lineage: Eukaryota; Metazoa; Chordata; Ascidiacea; Stolidobranchia; Styelidae. Gene Ontology annotation, molecular function: syntaxin binding; GTPase activator activity; myosin II binding. Gene Ontology annotation, biological process: Golgi to plasma membrane transport; exocytosis. The record is from RefSeq and is a predicted model, not a curated record. Gene Ontology annotation, cellular component: SNARE complex; plasma membrane; cytoplasm.
AUGUAAUUAGUUUAUUUAAUAAGUUAAAUAAAUAAUGAAAGCCAUUUCAUGAAUGUCAAACAUAUUUGGAUUCAUCUUCAACCUUCAACCUCAGGAAACAGGAAAUAAAUGGACUUAUUAAUGAAAUUUAAAUCCCAAAAUACAAAUGAAAAGAGGAAAUCUGAAACAAAGAGUGCUGGAUGCACUCUACAACACGCCAGCAUCAAGUAAAAGUGGGAAUUCCCCCUCAGCAGGAAGUUCGAAUGCGACAAACAGCAAAAGUGAAACGGACAUAGCGGAGAAUUUGACAUCCGAAUGUUUCCAGUUGUGUAAAAUUGUUCGACAUGGAUUUCCACAUCGUCCUACAGCGCUUGCUUACGACCCCAUGCAGAGACUCAUUGCCGUCGGUAACAGAACAGGGUCCAUCAGGUUGCUAGGACAACCUGGGGUUGAUGUACAUGUCACCCAUGAUGUCGAAACAGCUGUCGUGCAGCUAUUAUUUUUAAUUAACGAGGGGGGGCUAAUUUCAGUGUGCGCUGACAAUUCAUUGAACAUGUGGAAUUUGAGACAGAAAAAACCUGGAAUUCUUCACACUCUGAAAUUUAAUAGAGAAAGGAUAACACAUUGCCAUUUACCAUACCAAAGUAAAUGGCUGUACAUAGGCACAGAUCGUGGGAACGUACAUUUAUGUUGCGUCGAGACUUUCAUGCUAUCCGGGUACGUCAUAAACUGGAACAAGGCGAUUGAAUUGUCACAGAAAACUCAUCCAGGGCAUAUCGUUGGCAUAAGUGAAAAUCCUUGUGACGAAAACAGACUUUUAAUCGCGUUUGAGACUGGUCUAAUUGUGUUGUGGGACUUGAAAAUGAAACUGAUUGAAUACCGUUACUAUUCUGAUAGUCCAGUUCAAAGCAUUACUUGGCAUCAUGAAGGAAAACAAUUCAUGUGUUGCCAUGCCAACGGAAGCUUGUCGCUAUGGAAUUACAGAAACGUGAAGCCGCAGCAGGUUCAAUAUCCUCAUGCGAAGAGCAGCGAUAGUUCGAAAUUUGAUAAUUAUUGGCCGAUUGAAAAGUUAGAAUGGAAAUCAUGUCGAAGCAGCGACCCUUUUGUUAUUUUCACAGGCGGGCUGCCGCAAGAUAUGGAUAAUGUGCGACCAAGUGUGACCGUCAUGCGUGGGAAGUCAAUGACAGUGCUUGAAAUGGACUAUAAUGUUGUUGAUUUUAUUGUUAUAUCGAAAACGCCUUGGAGAUGUGAUUUCCAGGACCCAGUAGCUCUCGCUGUUUUAUUAGACAAAGAAUUGGUCGUUGUAGAUUUAGUAUCCCCUGGUUACCCUUCAAUAGAAUUCCCACAUCCUGUGGACAUCCAUGAUUCACCUGUAACAUGUUUACAUUAUGUCCUUGACAAAAGUUCUGAUCUUACGCCGGGACUGUAUCAAGUCGCAGCUUCAAAACCAAAACGAUCUUCAACAUCUAAAAUGGAGUGGCCAAUGGACGGUGGAGAAUGGAGCGUCGAUAGCUGUACCGGUUCGCCUGAAAUUAUGGUUACUGGACAUGCAGAUGGUUCGGUGCGAUUCUGGGACGCCUCCGCUGCCUCUUUACGAGAGUUAUAUAAGUUGCGAACGUACAAGUAUUUCAAACGUUCAAGCAAACGGAAUCAUGAAGUUACAGGGACGUCCGUUUCUGAGCCGCCAGAUCCGCAUGAUAGUGAUAAUUUUGCAAUAUCACACAUCCAAGUUUGCCCAGAAAGUCGAUGUUUACUGAUUUCAAAUGUGGGCGGAGCUGUUCUUUUCUGUGAAUUGAACCGUAACGAAAUUACGAAAGAAAUAACUUCACUGGAAUUGCAGCCAGUUUGUGAAUCUUACCAAUUUGACGAUUCCCCGAUGGCGGAUACUUUACAAUCUCCGGGAAUUAACGAUUCAAAGCCAUUAUUACGACAAGGUUCAGAGUCUUUGUUUCCGCAAACGACUGCUGAACAUCGAUUACUAAGUAAAAGUCUUUCUGACGACGUGCGCGUGAGCGCGAUACAACAUCAGAUGUCAACGUACGCACCAAUUUUAAAACUGCGUUCUGGAAAUAUUAAGCAGAGUCCAGGGUUCCAAGCAGAACUGAUAUGUCAAAUAACAGGUGCAGAUAUUGAGCCGCAUUCACCGAUUACGGAAUUAUCCUUUAGUUCUGCUUAUGGAGUUUUUGCUGUCGGGACAAUGAACGGAUUAUAUUUAGUCGACACUGUACAAAAGAAAGUUUUAUUAACCAUGGCAAGCUGUGAUCUGUCUUCGGAUAGGAAAAGACAACCGAAAAGCCCGAAUCGUAUAAAGCCACCGACAUCUCUCGGCGACAUCGUCCAAAUGUGCGUUUCCGAGGCUCCGUUAAAAUCACCAUCAGUGGAUGUAACCGACGGAAACGCAUUAUCUGGAAAUCGAACCCCCCACAAGGAAUCGACUUCAAGUAUGACCAGUAGUGGUAGCGGCCCUCCCCCCCGGCCCAAAAAACCACCCAGUCGCUUUACCAAUAAAAAAAGUUCUUUUAGCUUUGAGAAAAGUCUUGAUAGUCAAACAAGUAUGGCCACGGAUGACAGCCCUUUCAGUCGCACAUCAAGUAUAAACGAGCUAGAUCGACCAGAAUCGAGGGAUAUGGUGACUUCCUUAAUUUUUGUCGAUUCAUACCCAAGAAAAGAUGACUCAACAGUUUUUCCUUCAUUAUGGGUCGGAACGGCAGGAGGCUGUGUUUGUGCGAUGGAGUUGAACCAGCCAGAACAUAGAAUUGAUGUUCCACUGAUGGCACUUCCGACUGGAACGAUUAUACAAAUGAAAGGAUCUGUAGUGAAUUGUUCGUUUUUGAAUUCGAUGGGGGUGGUUAUUCCCUCGGCAUCUAAAAAUUGGAAAGAUAUUAAAAAAUUAGAAAAGCAAAACUCAACAGAGGGCACAAGCAACUCCAAACGGUCACCGGAUGUCAGCAGACGCCCUCAUCACCACCAAAGUCAAAGCUCGUUAAACGGCGACAAGCAUUUUAUGAUUGUGACAUCAGAAAAGCAAGUCAAAGUCAUCGCGUUGCCGGCACAAUCAUUGCUGCAUGUGUACAACGUUCCGAACGAAGCUGGAUGUAUUCUAAGCUCGGAAGUCGCAGUCGUACAAGCAGGCACUUGUCUUCUAUGUCAUACUUCGAUGGGGUAUAUAUUAGUUCUCAGUUUGCCGAGUUUAUCGGUUUUAUUGAGUAUAGAUUACCUGAACCCAAAUGAUGUUCGAAUCUCGCAAACAUUGUGUUUCACGCCCGACGCUCAAGCAAUUUACAUGCCGACGCCGUCCGAAGUGCAAAGACUAACGUGCUCUGUGGAAUUAUAUGAAAGCAUGCAAGAGAUAGUUGGUUACUUGUUUAUUCCGUGUGACGCGCCUGAGCGACCAAAUCCAGGAUUUUUUAAAAGUUUAUUCGGGGGUGGCGUGUCGGAAUUGGAUAGAGAGGAAUUAUUCGGAGAAGCAAAAAGUGGGAAAGCUUCUCGCGGAGUCGCGAAACACAUUCCUGGUUCCGGUUCGAUGAGUUUGGAGGGGUUAAGAGGUCAAGCACAACACGGAUUAACUGAAAUGCAAAAAUUGAGGUUGGCGGCGCUAGAGAGAGGUGAAAAACUUGGUGAAUUAGAUGAAAAAACGCAACGGAUGCAAGAAAGCGCGCAAAAAUUUUCAGACAAUGCACAUUCUCUUAUGAUGAAAUAUAAAAACAAAAAAUGGUAUCAAUUAUGAGAAAUUAAUCACUCUUAAUUUUUAUCAAAAUGGUCAGGUUUCUGCUGUUGUUAGCCGGAGAAGUAUAAUAUUGUUGGUCUAAAUUUUUAUACGAUUUUAAGUCCAGCAUUUUGACCACCAAGCCAUCGCACCUGUGAAUUGUUCACUUGUACUUGCUACCAACCCAGCCAGGUAUUCCAUUACUAAACAAUGUUGUGAAAAUUAAUACAAAUCCUAUUUUGUAUACUCGGUGUGGAAUCCGGAAUCUUUCUGUUCCUGUAUUUUUUACCUAUAAUUAUUGGACACAUUGGGUAAGGUGUGGGCAUCAGGUCUAGAAAUAGGAUCAAUCCAGUCGGCCGUCACACCAACAAAUUCUGCUAGUCUAGUGGUUCUCAACCUCGUUUCUUCCGUGGCCCAUAUUCGUUGCAUUCGAAAUUAUCGUGGCCUAUUAGCUUUUCAUUGCAAGGAAAACUACAAGAAAUAUUAAAAUGUUUCUGCGAAAAUGAACACUUUUCCUUUAAUAACUAGAAUGAAAAUUACCAUUCAGUAUAGCGGAAAACAGCAUCAUCAAUCAUUGGUACUACAAUCAAAAUUUUGGAUAGUGAUACAAAUAAAACUAGCAAUUGUUUUGUUGCCCACCUUAAAAUCUUUCCGUGGCCCAGCACUGGGCCAUCCAUGGCCCACUGGUUGAGAACCAGUGCUAGUCACAACUUUGACAAGAGUGGCGAAGAGAUACCCAUUUUGCACUAUAUUUUUUUUCUUGUUGUUUUUUAAUUAUUCUGGACCAAUGAAAUGUGUAACAGUGAAUAGUAGAAUUUAUUCUGAACAUGGCUUUAUCCAAGCACCCCUGCAGUAUGUACUCGUACACUUUCACGCCAAAUGUGUGUGUAUAUAGGCAAGGGUGAACUCGACUUAUUUUGCUUGGUAUUCCUACACCUAGUUUUGUUUUGCCACCCAGCAUAAUAAUUUUUGGCGCAAGUGGGAUCAGUCUAUACCCCCUUGAGGGUAAUAAUUAACCCCCUACACCGAGGAAUUUUUGGGGCAAAUGGUCAAGUAGGUAGGAUCGGUUUAUGAUCUAAAAUUGGUGUUAAUCAAUUCCCUUAACCAAACUUUUCCAGGACAGUAUUAAAUAGAAGUGCUUCAGUCCCUAGUUAACUGGUACCAAAAUCCAUUUAACGUUAAAUCUAAAUUUGGUGUAAUCAUUUCUAAAAUCAAGGAUUCCAACUGAAAAGCAAUUCUGAAUGUGUUUAAAUAUUUUUUAGACAUCCCUUCAGAAAUUUUUUUUUCCAAAUAAGACAUUAUUUUAUUAUGUUAGUUAUGGACUUUCAGUGUUAUGUCUAUAUUAAUAAUAGUACAUCUGAUAAAAUAUCAAAAAAGUGGGAAACUAUAUUUUUUGUAAUAUUUCAUUUCAAAUCAUGAGCUGUCGCUGACAAGUAGCAAUAUGCUGAUUAUAUUGAAUAUAUUUUUCUUAUCAUUGGAAAGUGGACCUAUAUGUUGUUUUGCAAAAUCCCCCUCAAGGUAUAUGCCAUCGUUUUUGACCCUUCGGGGGGGGGGGGGGGGGGGGAUGCCCCCCCGUUGGAUAUAUUAGUGCUAUAAUUUUGGUGAGGAGGAUGCCCACUCAGAUUUAUAUUAUUAUAUAUACUAGCAUCUGAUAUCAUUUCAAGGCCCUCUUUAAUAUGUAAAAAUGUAUGCUUUAGUUUUAAUUACUGAGGAGGGGACUUCCCCAAUGGCCCUUCUUAGAUGUAUCAGUAUAUGCUGCUAUUUGAAAUAAAAUUUAUCGUUCCAUUUUUCGCUAAACUUUUUUUUUCUCUUCUACUAUAUUGGUAUUGCUAGCGAUUUAUAGAUUCUAACUUCGUUAUGUCUUGUGUAUCGUGUGUAACUCAUUGUGAUUUCCAGUGGCUGGGGGGAACAGCCAGAGGCCAGUUAAUUUUGUUUUAAUGAAUUGAGAAUUCAAAUAGGUACUUCAGUUCAAGAAAUAAAAUUAAUUACCCCGGGACCCCUGGUUUGAAGUGCCCUGCAUGCAAAAAGGCAUCUUUUCAUAACAGGACGACAAUAAAAUUAUAUUCUCCUGAUUCGACAAUUCAUGUUUGAAUAGGCGCUCCAUGGAUAAAAUAAAAAUACCAUAUAUGCUCGUUUUAUCGCCCGAUCUUGAUUAAGGGCCUGUUUGAAUAGCCGCCCAUGUGAACAGAACAUAAAAAUAAAUAAGGGCCGGUGCUUGAAUACCCGCCACAUGUAAAAGCUGAUUUUUCACUGGUAGAGAACAAUAGGAAAUAAGAAGCGCUUUUGUCACAACGCUGUUGAACUUCAAGUGCCGGUAGAUAGCACUCAUGCCUUAGGCGUCCAAGUACAAAACAGAUACGGUAGCAUUGAUUACGUAACACCAUGGUUCUCAAACUGGGCGUCGCGAGCCCAAGUGCGUUGUUUCAAUAUUGAUAGGGCGUCGCAAAACAUUUUUUUUUUGCAGAUUUGUACCUGCGGUGCGUAGAAAAAGUCAAAAUUUUCGUUAUUCUUGUCCAAAUCAUACUUGAAAACUGGAAAUAAAUAUAUAUUAAUUAUUGUAAUGAUCGAAAAUAACAAGCGCCCGUGCUUGAAUGAGAGUUGGUUGAAAAAAAUAUGGGCCCUGGCUACAAAACGAGCAAAUACAGUACAUGUUUUUUCAUUAUCACAGAAAUUACUAAAAAAAAAUGCCCCGUGGAGCCCCAGUUUGAAGAGCCCAGUACUGAGCCAUUAGGGCCAUCUCUAUAAAACGGGACGAUUUGCAAUAAUAUUAUAUGUGCUUUAACAUGAUAUAAAACACCAAAGGGCUGUUGCAAUACUUUUUCUGUAUCUAUGUGGCUAUUUUGCCUUUCAUUGCAGUUAUUGAAACACAACUAACCAUAUACGAUUUAUUUUGGGAUUUAUGAUUCAGAAUUUUCCUGAUAUCAAGAAUUUAUUAAUGUUGAAUAUAUCGAAUUUUAUUGUAAUCAAAUUUCCCAGGACUCCAUGGAAGAAACCUAGAGGCUCAUUGAUCUACUAUUUGUUUACUUAUUGAAAUACGGACUUUUGCUGUCCAAAGAAGUAAUAACGACAUUUGCAUUAAUAAAAUUUGACAACGGUAGCUUCGAAAUGUGUCCUCAAGGCAUUAAUUCAGAUAUGACAUUAUCUAUAACUUCCAAUAGACAACAAUGUUUGAAGAACAAUUUCUAUGAAUUUAAUUGCAGGGCUUCUUAAAUAAUAUACCUAUCCCACCGGCUUCAUAACACCAAAGGUUUAAGAACCCCUGUGCUCGUCCAUCGCCUGUGUAUAUUUGAUUACUUUCAGAUUUGUUUGCAUAUGUCCGGGUCACUGGCCUUUAUAAUCCCCACUAUUAAUAAUAAUGCCUCUUUAUUUCUUUACUUCUAUAUCCUAUCUAUGUUGUUGUUGUGUCGUUGUUGUUUUAAAUUUAUAUUUUUACUAUAUUCUGCUAUAUAUCAAUGUUACACAUUAAGAGUUUUUAUAUUACUAUAGUCGCUAUCAUGACGUAACAGUUAUUUUUUUUUUGAUUGUGUAGACAAGAUAUAACUGUAAUGUUGAGCAUCCAUAACUAGGGGGUAACUAGCUUUAACAAAAGUCUGUAUCGGGGGGGGGGGGUGUGCAACAGGCAGCCCGGGGGCCACGACACGGCCCGCCAAGCCAUUUAGUGUGGCCCUUGUCAACACUCAAAUUUUUCCCUAUCAAGCAUAAAAUCCUAAUCCGACAGUUCAUAUUUGAAUAGGCGUUCAUAUGGGUAAAAAUACAUUUGCUAUUUGCUCGUGUCGCAGCAUUGACACAGUUUUUUUUUUUUUUCAGUGCAUUUUCUACUGAAGUGCUAAGCAAUAGUCUUAUUCUCUUCUAUUGACUUUCCUGCUGAUUUUUUUUUGUGUGGCCCGACUAGAUGUCUAAAGUUGGAUAUAUGGCCCACCGGCAAAAAUGUUGCAUACCCCUGGUUAAAAUUAAUUCCUAUCUUCGACAUGUUUCUGUGAUAAUCAUAUGGCCAGUUUAAAUUAGAUGGUAAACUGAAUCAUCUCCCCUUGGUUGCUAAUGAUUUUUGGGUGCUCCAGAGUUAUGCGCACCAAGAUGUCGCACAACCUGAAAAAUAACCGGUACAUACAUACUAUGUUCAGGUUGUGCGCCAUCUUGGUGCGCAUACUUCUGGAGGUCCGAUUUUUGUUUGUCCCCAAGUUUUACAGCAUCUGCAUAAUAGUUAAAUGUUAUGACUGAGAUGGAAUACUUGUAGUCAGGGGGGCAGAGGUUAAAAUGUAAAAAAAGCAUUCUUAUGUAUCAUAUUUUUCAUAACUUGAAACCCUUUUUACACCUUUGAAAACCUGUUUUCUCGCUAGUUGUAGCGAUCGAGCUUGGCCAAAUAUAAAUUUCAGACCAUGCCAUGUGCGGCAUGUAUCCUUCACAAGUAAAACACCUGACCGCUACAUUAUAUUGGGAUUUUAAAUAAUCAAGAUAGGUACUUCAUGUCAAAUCUGAAAACAAAUACCUGCCCAACUAUUCCCAUACUAGACAUUGACUGGUAAUCGAACGGGAGGCCGCCAUAUGAUUAAGCCGUCGGCUUUCCUCUCCACGGAUUAAAAUAUAAAUCCUAUCCCAAGAUAAUAGAAUCAGAUAAAACAAAUGAGAAAUUUGGUUAUUGCCAUAACAGGAUAUACUUUCCUUUCAUGAUCUAUAUAUUAUAGUGGUGCAUUGUGUGAUAAGUUCAUUGUGCUCUGUCAUUUCUUCAAUAUGUCCCAGGCAGAAGUUUGUUCAGUCAAGCAUGAUAUUUAUGUUCAUCCAAGCAUGAAUAAAUUCUGUCUGGGAUUGUCAUUAUUGUUCAUCAUAUUAUUAUGUUUAAUCAUUUCAAUAAAUUGAAUAAUUGUUUA